This is a messenger RNA of Eremothecium cymbalariae DBVPG#7215, 1092 nucleotides long. RefSeq lists its product as uncharacterized. NCBI's taxonomy places the organism in Eukaryota, Fungi, Ascomycota, Saccharomycetes, Saccharomycetales, Saccharomycetaceae. The record is from RefSeq and is a predicted model, not a curated record. The transcript has a single exon. The coding region runs from base 1 to 1092 and encodes 363 amino acids.
AUGUGGCUAAGGAGGUUAUUUCGAUCGAUAAAUGAGCGAUCUACUGGUUCUAGCCUGUUGGGUGAUUUCUCUGUUAUCGAUAAGGAGUCACAAUUUGGAUCUCCUGCAGAUCUUUCUGGUGAUAGUGCACGAACGGAAGCAAACGCUAAGGGCAAUGAAGGUCCAGAUGGAGAAAAUGUGUGCUCUAGUAAGGAUUCAGACUUUGCAUUAAGCUCUGGACAGACUUUGACGGGUAUGUGUGGGGUGCCUAGAUUUGAAUCGGAGAGAAGGUUAAUAAUGGCGCAUGGGAUGUUAAGUUCUAAAGUCUAUGUGUUUGGGAGUGCCUCAUCAUAUAAAGUGUACCAAUCUAAAAGGAGGAGCAUACGUAGGAUUAUAAAAGCUAUGGGGUUCCAAGAUGUUAAUAUGGAAUUCGGAGCAGGGAUUCCUCUUCUUCGCGCAGACUUUAUGCAUCGCGAUGUGCACUCACACAGAACUUGUCUGGAACAUGUCAUAAUUUAUAAGUAUAUUCUUGUACAAAACGGCAACUCGCCUCCAUUUGAUGAUAGUUCUAAGGCUACGUUGUUAUACGAAAAUGCGCUUGGAAUAAGGCUUUAUGAAGUUAAAUAUUGUUCGGUAUUUGUUAGUUAUAGUAGCGCAGGAACUUUAGAAGAGAUAUUCGUAAUUCAUCGUCCAAAGGAUGGACCUUUGUUGUGCAAGAUGAUUGGUGUUGCUGGUAGUAACCAAAGGAAUGUGAUGAUUGACGGUGUGAGGGCGGUAUGGGUCAAUCGUAAGGGGAAGGUGAGAUGUUUGCUAUUAGUUCCCAGCGGGAAAAUGCCAUCGCUUGAGCCCAAUAGGGACAUGACUCCAGUAGACUGGCAUCAGGACAGCAUUCAGCCAUCUAUAUGGGCAGAAUACUCUGAUACAGAUCUCUCCUCCAAAUAUGAUGUACUUGGAGAGCUUCGUGUUGGAGAGGUAGUUGAGGAAUCGCCUACAGGUCUUUUGGAAAUCCCACAAGCCACCGAGAUUAUUGCAUAUAUGUGCCUAUGCCUACACUUUGCAAAGUAUGGAAGAAGGCCAGAAACGCCAGCCAGGCCAAUCGUCUGCACAUGUUGA